AUACUCAUGCUUAUUACAACAGUAUUUAAAUUACAUAUCUUAAAUUGUCAGGUAAUAAAGAGAGGAUUUUAAUUUUUCUUAUAAGCAGCCCUAUUCAGUUGACAUGGAAUUGACGGUGACGCGACAUGGCUGUACGGGGAAAUACCCUAGCCUUUUCCCUAUGGGAAGAAUAAAGAAAAAAAAAUUGACGUUGACAGUAAAAUGUAUUGUAAACACUACGAAACACCAAACGCGAGUGUAAAUAUGUGAUGGAAAAUUUUAAAAUAACUAAAUAGUAACACAAUUUCGGUUUAACUCGGUUUAUAACAAAAUGGCAAAAAUAGAUGUUUGUCGAAUAUGCCUAACCGAGGCAGUCGAAAGAGAUAUAACUCAACUAUCGGAAGAAUUGAAAGGGGACAAGAAAAGUUGUUGGGACAUAUUAUUGUUUUGUUUGAACAUUCAGGUGUCACCUGAAUCCAAACUAACAACAAAGUUGUGUGUUAAAUGCUUUAUAAAAAUUAUAUCAUUCCAUGAAUUCAAGACUUUGGCUUUAAAAAAUAAUGAAUAUUUGUGUUGCCUUCAAAAACGUGGGGAUAAAAAAUUUAAUGUUUUUGAAAUGAACAACAUUAAAUGUGAGGAAAUGAGCAAUGGACAUUCCGACGAUGGUAUCUGUGAUAUGGAGCCCCUGGGUAAAAUUGAAAUAAAAAAUGAACAUAAUAUAGAAGAUGUGCCAUCAGAUGAUGAACUGCUUAGCGUUAUAAAGAAAAUAAAAGAUGAAUAUGUAACAGAAGCAUGUAAAGAAAAUAAAGAGUCUCGUCCCAAAACUAAGAGUAAAGGUAAAAAGGUGAGGAUUAGAAAGAGGGAUAAAGAACCAGAGCAGCGGGAGAAAAUAUGCGAAGAGUGCGGCAAAACAGUGGUUAACUUAUUUGAACACAUGAAGUUGCAUCUACCUGCGGCUGAACGGAAGAGGAUACAGUGUAAAGUCUGUGAUAAAACUUUUGCCAGCUACGGUGCCCGAUACAGGCAUAAUAAAAUUAAGCAUUUGGGCAUCAAGCAACACUGCGAUGAGUGUGGGAAGGACGUUGUAAGCUUGCGUAACCAUCGCUUAGUGAUGCACAGCAAUGGGAACUUACCACACGAGUGCGUACCGUGCGGACGACGUUUCAUCUCGAAGGCGAAGAGAGAUCUACACAUGGUCAAACACACGAAGGACCGGCCGUACGUCUGCGAUAUGUGCGAUAAGGAUUUCCGGCACAACAUUGGCUUGUUACAACACAAGCGGCAAGUACACGACAAAGAGAAAACGCAUCUGUGUCAAAUAUGCUCAAAAAGGUUUUUCAAAAAGUAUAAUCUACAGGUUCAUUUAAGGAGUCAUUCUAACGAAAAGCCGUUCGAAUGUCCAGACUGUGGGAAACAUUUCAGCUCGACCACGAUUAUGAAAAAUCACCAGAUGAUACACAGCGAUGCCAGAAACUUCGCCUGCGAUCUAUGUGACAUGGCUUUCAAGAAACCUGGGUACCUCCGCGUUCACAUGAUAAGCCACACAAAGGAAAAGCGCUAUUCGUGCACGUACUGCGACAUGCCCUUCGGCCGCUCCGACCACCGCGCGCGCCACGAACGAACCGCGCACCAGCGGCCCUUCAUACAAUCGCAGAACAACGCACCAACGCAACUAAACCUGCAGUGAAAUCCACGAACGCACCACGCGUAAACACGCAGUUUAUCAUGCACGGAGGCAACUCGAAUCCAAAAAACACACCGUUACCACCUUCAGAAACACGCAAUUCAAAACGCACAGACGAAACUAAACUUAACAUACCAAGCAAAGUCUAUUUUCUCUUACUUGAAAAUCUCUUUAAUUUUUUUGACAAUAAUUUUAUGGGUUAUGCACCUUGUGAAAAUCAUAAGUAGAAAAUUGUAAAUAAUAUAAUUAUAAUGAU
Molecule: messenger RNA, 1919 nt
Organism: Pararge aegeria (speckled wood butterfly)
Lineage: Eukaryota; Metazoa; Arthropoda; Insecta; Lepidoptera; Nymphalidae
Product: zinc finger protein 883-like
Exons: 7
Coding region: 311-1666 (451 amino acids)
Biological process (GO): regulation of transcription by RNA polymerase II
Cellular component (GO): nucleus
Molecular function (GO): zinc ion binding; DNA-binding transcription factor activity, RNA polymerase II-specific; RNA polymerase II cis-regulatory region sequence-specific DNA binding
Source: RefSeq, a predicted model, not a curated record